Cryptotermes secundus is the source of this 1331-nucleotide messenger RNA. It is a transcript of the gene Fbxo42, whose product is annotated as F-box only protein 42. The transcript is spliced from 8 exons. Lineage: Eukaryota; Metazoa; Arthropoda; Insecta; Blattodea; Kalotermitidae. Gene Ontology annotation, molecular function: protein binding. The record is from RefSeq and is a predicted model, not a curated record. The annotation marks the transcript as partial.
GAUUGUGUGUACAAAUAUGGCGGUGUGAGUUGUAGUGGAAUGGCUCGUUGCUUGAAAUCGCAGCUAUCGCUUUGCUUGAAACGUGGGUAAUUAAAGUUCGAAGAAAAACAACAUGAACUCAUAUAACCCUACUGGAUCGUUCAUCAGAUUUGAAAGCACAAUAGAUGAUCUUCCUGAUGAAGUGCUCGAGUAUAUUCUCAGUUUAGUUGCUCCAUACAAAGAUUUGCAAGAAUGUUCGUUGGUAUGUAAAAGGUGGCAACGAAAUGUGAAAAACGUCAUUCGGCAUGCACAGAAAAGCUUGAACCGAGCCAUAUCAGACUUCAAUAUUAGAUGGGAAAACAUAACCCCAGCUGAAAUGGCUCCAUCGAUCACCAAACGGUAUUCCCAUUCAGCAUGCCGGUAUGAGAAUUCCAUGUAUAUUUUUGGAGGUUGUACAUCUACAAGUACUACUUUUAAUGAUAUGUGGCGGCUUGACCUUAACAAACGGCAGUGGGUGAGACCACUCACAAUGGGAACUUAUCCUUCACCAAAGGCAUGCGCUUCUCUUGUUUGUUAUAAAGAAGCACUAAUAUUGUUUGGUGGUUGGACACAUCCAUCACCUUACCCUCUUCAUCAGGCAUGGAGGUUAUUUAAUGAGCUUCAUGUUUAUGGCAUUGUGUCCAACAGAUGGACAUGCAUCAACACGCAAACUACUCCUCCUGCUAUGGCUGGUCACUCUGCUACAGUUCAGGGAGAGUGGAUGGUUGUAUUUGGUGGACUCCAAAAAACUAAUGUCUUAUUAGGACAGUAUGGAAGUUCCAAUGAUGUGUGGUGUUUCAACCUGGAAAAUCAAACAUGGAAUAAGCAAGCUACCACUGAAAUCAAGCCUCACUCAAGAUAUGGGCAAUCCCAGAUCUCACUGGAUGACAGACAUAUACUGAUACUGGGUGGCUGUGGAGGACCAAAUAUGGUAUUCAGUGAUGUGUGGCUACUUUCACUGACCGAUCCAGUUUGGACAUGGCAAAAAGUUUCAGUAAGAAACUCCCAGUGGGGUGCAACCCACAUGUGGUGCCAUCCUGCAUGCAAGAUUGGCCAACGAGUAGUCAUCUUCAGCCGAAAUCCUGUAUCAAGUGCCCCCACAUUUACCUACAAUGCACAGUGGAAUACUCCAUCACAACUACGGGUUAGCACUGCCAAUGUCUGGGUUCCCCCUCGAGAGGAAGAUGUACCAGCAGAUGUUGUUAAUAGGAGGGCAUCAGAGGGGUUGGUUGAGGCUCGGCCAGCAGAUAGGGAUCUUAAUGUCAAUGGGCGUCGUGGAAUCCUAGGUCCCAGGUCUACAACAGCAGGAAGUG